Messenger RNA from Pezoporus flaviventris, 2737 nucleotides. RefSeq names its product solute carrier family 2, facilitated glucose transporter member 3. Gene Ontology annotation, biological process: D-glucose transmembrane transport. NCBI's taxonomy places the organism in Eukaryota, Metazoa, Chordata, Aves, Psittaciformes, Psittacidae. The transcript is spliced from 10 exons. The record is from RefSeq and is a predicted model, not a curated record. Bases 176 to 1666 code for a protein of 496 amino acids. Gene Ontology annotation, cellular component: membrane.
CGGGGGUGCCCGAGCUCCGCCCUCCGCGCCUCCCACCACCCCUCGCACAACGGAGGCCUUAAAUCAGCGGGUGCGGGCUGGGGAGAGGCGUGGGCUCGGAGCGUGGGCGCGGCCGGCUCCCCGUGCGGUCCGUUAGGUGGAGGAGCGGCAGCCGCUCAGCAGUCCGUUGCCGGCGAUGGAUGCUAAAAAGAAAAUCACAGUACCCCUUGUCUAUGCAGUUACCAUUGCUGCCAUUGGAUCUCUCCAGUUUGGGUACAACACUGGUGUCAUCAAUGCUCCUGAGAAGAUCAUCCGGGGCUUCUUCAAUGGGACCCUGUCAGAACGGAGUGGGAAGCCUCCUUCCCCAGAGCUCCUCACCUCUCUCUGGUCUCUUUCUGUGGCCAUCUUCUCAGUAGGAGGCAUGAUCGGCUCCUUCUCAGUCAGCCUGUUUGUCAACAGAUUUGGCAGGAGGAACUCUAUGUUACUGGUGAACAUCUUGGCCUUUGUUGGUGGUACUUCUAUGGCCUUCUCCAAGAUGGCAAAGGCAGUGGAGAUGCUGAUUAUUGGCCGCUUUGUUAUUGGUGUCUUCUGUGGUCUCUGCACUGGCUUUGUGCCCAUGUACAUCAGUGAGGUCUCACCCACCAGCCUCCGUGGAGCCUUUGGCACCCUCAACCAGCUGGGCAUUGUUGUGGGCAUCCUGGUGGCCCAGAUCUUUGGGCUGGAGGAAAUCAUGGGGACGGAACUACUUUGGCCACUGCUUUUGGGGUUCACAGUCCUCCCAGCGCUUCUGCAGUGUGUGGCUCUUCUUUUCUGCCCUGAGAGUCCCCGCUUCCUAUUGAUCAACAAGAUGGAGGAAGAGAAAGCUCAAGCAGUUCUUCAGAAGCUCCGCGGUACGCAAGAUGUGUCUCAAGACAUCCAGGAGAUGAAAGAAGAGAGUGCCAAAAUGUCCCAGGAAAAGAAAGCAACUGUGCCAGAGCUCUUCCGUUCUCCAAGCUAUCGUCAAGCCAUUAUCAUCGCCAUCAUGCUGCAGCUCUCCCAACAGCUCUCGGGCAUCAAUGCUGUAUUCUAUUAUUCUACAGGGAUUUUUGAAAGAGCUGGUAUCACACAGCCUGUGUAUGCCACUAUUGGAGCUGGUGUCGUAAACACAGUCUUCACUGUUGUGUCGCUGUUCCUGGUGGAGCGUGCGGGGCGCAGGACUCUUCAUUUAAUUGGCUUGGGUGGCAUGGCUGUGUGUGCUGCUGUUAUGACCAUCGCUUUAGCUCUGAAGGACACUGUGGGAUGGAUCAGAUACAUCAGCAUUAUUGCCACUUUUGGCUUUGUGGCUCUUUUUGAGAUUGGCCCUGGCCCUAUCCCAUGGUUCAUUGUGGCAGAACUCUUCAGCCAGGGCCCACGGCCUGCAGCCAUGGCAGUGGCCGGUUGUUCCAACUGGACUUCCAAUUUCUUGGUGGGAAUGCUUUUUCCCUAUGCAGAGAAACUGUGUGGCCCCUAUGUCUUCCUCAUCUUCCUUGUUUUCCUGGUCAUCUUCUUUAUCUUCACAUUCUUCAAAGUGCCGGAGACCAAGGGCAGGACUUUUGAAGAUAUCUCCAGGGGCUUUGAAGGACGAGCAGAAGCCAGCCCCUCUUCACCUGUAGAGAAGAACCCCAUGGUGGAGCUGAACAGCAUACAACCUAACAAACAAGUUGCCUGAGAUUCAUGAUGCACCCCUUCUUUGACUCUUACAUGCUUUAAAGAGUCACAAAAGGAAUUGACAAAGAGAACCAUGAGAACUGGGACAUUAACAACCUCCCCCCCCCCUUCCCUUCAGUUGCUGCUAUUUUCUUCUUUGUGCCCAUAUACCCACCUAUUCUGCCAGGCUUACAAGCAUUAAGCAAAGCUGAUGUUGGUGGUCCCAUUUUCAAGUACUGGAAGGCACCUGGCACUUGGAAAAAUAAUUUCAUCUUCCCUGUCACAAACACUGGGGGAACAGAGAAGAGCUGGCGAUAUUUUUUUUUGCUUUUCUCACCUUUAAUUGCUAUUUGGGGUUAAUACUUACGCACGCAGUGACCAUUAUAUAUUUGAAUCUAAUUCCUAUUUUUUUAGUGAGUUGAAGUGAGCCACUAAACAGGUCCCUGGCCCUUUGAGUCUACUGUGUGUGUGUGUGUGUGUGUGUGUGUGUGUGUGUGCAGUGUUACACUGGAAUUUAACAAGCCUACCAAAAAGCCAUCUACUUGCUUUUUCCUAUCCAGUGUGCACUUUUUUUUAGCCUCAGGAAAAAGGGGACCAAGUUACAUGCAUAUUUUUCCUGCUCUUUUAUUUUUUUUUCUGUAUAGACAGACUGAAAGCAUACUUAAGUUUAUUUAUUUGUAUGUCACUUUGUAAAUAUUUUAUUUUUUUAAAUGGUGUACAAAAGUGUACAGAUACUGAAAUUGAAGAUGUUUAAGAGAAAUAGCUAAUCUAACAAGAUGCUGUAGACUUGAGGUGCAGUAAGACUGAAUGAGAAAUGUGGUACUAAACAGGAAAUUGGGCAUUUUGGAUGGUAUGGACAACAGCCAGUUCUGCACAUAACACUGACAUGGUAUUUGUGCCCUCUGGAAGGAAAUGCAAGAGAUUGCGUACUAGCAGGAAGAGGUAUGUUUGUCUACUGAAAUCUCUGUUCAUUGGGAUUUUUUUGGGUGGCAAUUUUAAAUACCGUUUCCAAGUCUUGAUUAGAAAGUGGUAUCGCAGCAAAUUAAUUUUAUUAGUUUAGUUUAUAUUUUAGGUCAUGGUUAAGCAUAGUUUA